Lachancea lanzarotensis is the source of this 1011-nucleotide messenger RNA. It is a transcript of the gene ARG82, whose product is annotated as LALA0S03e03488g1_1. NCBI's taxonomy places the organism in Eukaryota, Fungi, Ascomycota, Saccharomycetes, Saccharomycetales, Saccharomycetaceae. The coding region runs from base 1 to 1011 and encodes 336 amino acids. Gene Ontology annotation, cellular component: cytoplasm; nucleus. Gene Ontology annotation, molecular function: inositol hexakisphosphate kinase activity; inositol-1,4,5,6-tetrakisphosphate 3-kinase activity. Gene Ontology annotation, biological process: phosphatidylinositol phosphate biosynthetic process; inositol phosphate biosynthetic process. The transcript has a single exon. The record is from RefSeq and is a predicted model, not a curated record.
AUGGCCGGUGGAUACGUCAAGGCCAAACAUCAAGCAGCCGGCCACGAUGGAAACUUUACGGACGAGUUGGAAACGCUUUUUUUCAAACCAACCAAUGCCAUUGAGGUCGACUUUUACCAAAAGUUCAGUCAAAGUUCAAGACAAGAAGAAAGCGAAGGCAUAAACUUGAGCUCCUGGAUGCCUACUUUCCUGGGCACUUUGCAACUUGGAUUCCCUGAAAACGUCUCUGCAAAUGCUUUUCUUCAAAGCAGUGACAUGGAGGUGCCUAAAAACGUUGCGUCAAUUACCAAUGCAUCUUCAUCAUCAUCGAUAGCAGCCAACCAGGAAAAACCCAUCAUUGUCCUGGAUAAUCUGCUGCGAAAGUUCAAAUCACCAAAUAUCAUGGACGUUAAACUAGGUAAAGUGUUGCAUGACGACUCAUGCUCGGAAGAUAAAAAAUCAAGGCUGCAGAAAGUAAGCAAUGACACUACAUCUGGGACACUUGGUUUCCGUAUUUGCGGUUUAAAAAUUCAAAAAAACGAACUAUCGAUUGGUCUGGACACAAAAUUCUGCGAAUCAGAUGAUGAGGACUACGUGGCUGUUAAUAAGUUCUACGGAAGAUCGCUUACCGCAGACAAUGUUGAGGAUGCUUUCAAAAUGUACUUUGCCCGCGAUUAUUUAACUCAGCUGCAAAGAGAGAGCCUCUGUGAUGUUUUUCAAAAGCGUCUAAUGCUUCUUUACAAUACGCUUCUUGAUGAGGACGUGCGACUCAUAUCUUCGAGCUUACUUUUCAUUUACGAAGGCGAUCCGUCAAGUUGGGAAGAACUUGGUGACCGUCACGAGCUGUUGGAAGCUAACUACGACCCUGAUUCAAGUGAUAGCGAGGAUGAAAAUGCGGGUAGCAAAUGCCUAAGUUCUCUCUCGUUAAUUGACUUUGCACAUUCCAGACAUGUUCCUGGACAAGGAUACGACGAAAAUGUUGUCAUGGGAGUUGAGUCCCUUUUACAGAUUUUUUCGAACAUAUCAUCAUAG